AUGAUUGAGGACGAAUUCGACUCUGGAGACGACCUCUUUGACGGUGUCGAGGAAGCAGAGGUCCUCACAUCUGGCAUCAAGCGAGCAAAGGGCUAUGGUGAUGACGACACGCCUCUGAACUCGAUCAAAAGGGCGCGACAUGGGUCGAAUACCUCCCCCAGUGAUGCGACUGCCGACGAGUCAAGGCUUCGCCUUGCGCAGAAAAUCCUGGUUGAGAAAUUCGGUUACCCUGCCUUCCGCCAUGAACAAAAAGGUGCAAUCAAUCGAGUCCUUGGUGGCCAGAAUUCUCUCGUCAUCUUCCCGACUGGCGCGGGCAAGUCCCUUUGUUACCAGAUUCCCGCGGUUGCUUUCGAGGAGAUUGAUCGCCAAAGCAAACAGAGAGAUGAAGGCGACUCGGGCAUCACCAUUGUGGUGUCGCCUCUGAUUGCUUUGAUGAAAGAUCAAGUUGACGCUCUCAAAAAGAAGGGCAUCCCUGCAGAAUGUAUGGACUCCACCAAGACCUGGCCUGAGCUGCAGGAGAUCAAUGAUUCUCUUCGCAAAGGAGAGCUUCGUCUCUUGUAUUGCGCGCCUGAGCGGUUGAACAACGAAGGUUUUGUACAGAUGAUGAAGCGAGUUAAGGGAGGCGUCCGAUUGAUUGGCGUAGACGAGGCCCAUUGUAUCUCCGAGUGGGGUCACUCUUUUCGUCCGGAUUACUUGAAAGUUGCCCGGUUUGUCCAAGAGAUCAAGGCUGAGCGAGUUAUCUGCUUGACAGCCACAGCGACGCCUGUCGUCGCCGACGAUAUUUGCAAAGCGUUCGAUAUCUCCAAGGAAGGCGUCUUCAGAACAUCCCCGUACCGCCCGAAUCUUCGACUGGAAGUCCAACCCACAAAAGUGAAUGCAGACAAAGACGCCUUGCUCUUGAACUUUCUCAAGAAAAAUUCUGGCUCAACUCUCGUCUAUGUCACUCUCCAAAAGCAAGCUGAAGAAGUGGCAGCCGACCUAAACAAGAAGGGAUUUGGUGCUCAUUUCUUCCACGCCGGCAUGAAAGUAGAAGAGAAGAAACGAAUCCAGGACGAUUUCAUGGCCUCCAGGAUCCGAAUCGUUGUUGCGACUAUUGCUUUUGGCAUGGGCAUUGACAAAUCAGAUAUUCGCAACAUUGUCCACUGGGACUUCCCCAACACCGUUGAAGAGUACUGUCAACAGGUUGGCCGUGCUGGCCGUGACGGUAAGCCGAGUCAAUGUAUGCUCUACCUUUGCCCAGAAGACUUUUACAUCAAGGAAAGCUUUGCACGGGGUGACUUACCAUCUCGACACUCGCUCCGGGCUCUUCUCAAGGAUAUUUUCAACAAUGAAGUUGUUGGGCUUUCCCCGGACGACACGUUCAAGACCAGCCAUUACGCACAAGCCUCCGAGUUUGACAUGCGGCAAAAUACUCUGGGCACCAUCUACGCCGCUCUGGAACUGAGGUUCAAUCUUAUUCGCGCCAUCACCCCGGAAUACAGUUCGUACAAGUUCGAAGCAACUCCGAGUUACUUCCCCCGCCUAAAGAACAGCAAGGCACCCGAAGCCAAGGCCAUUCUCGACAAUGCGAAGAAAGCAAAGAAAUUUCACUCCAUUGAUCUCACUUCUGUAUCCCAGACCACAGGUUUGCGCCGCCACGACAUUGUCUCACUCCUCAACCAGCUCAACGAGACUGGCGCCAUCAAGCUGACCGUUAGUGGUGUGGAGCAAAAGUACAAGGUCCUGGGCAAGCUCCCGUCGACUUCUUCUGAGAUCGAUAAAUUGACAGACCAGCUUCAUGAGACUCUAGAGACGCGAGAGCAGCAGGCUCUAGAAAGAGUGCAACAGGUUGUCAAUUUCGUCACGGCGCCAAAAUGCUUCGCCCGCUCUAUCGCUGAGCAUUUUGGAAUGAGUCUUCCGGAUGGAAAGGAGAAGUGCGGCCACUGCACAUUCUGUAUCAGCGGUAUGCCGGUGCACCUUCCACCGUCACCUCCCAAGGCAGUAAGCCAGGCUGCGAUUCAGCGGGUGUUGACGACAACGGACGUACGGGACGACGCGCGAUUCCUGGCCCGGGUGGCUUUCGGGAUCAAAAGCCCGCGAGUUACCAAACUCAAGCUAGACAAGACUCCCGCGUUCAUGUCGAUGGCGGAUCAAGACUUCAGUAUGAUUUUGAAAGAGUUUGAGAAGGCGUGUAAGAAGGCUAGUCGAUAA
This is a messenger RNA of Ilyonectria robusta, 2190 nucleotides long. Its product is annotated as P-loop containing nucleoside triphosphate hydrolase protein. Gene Ontology annotation, cellular component: chromosome; cytoplasm; nucleus. NCBI's taxonomy places the organism in Eukaryota, Fungi, Ascomycota, Sordariomycetes, Hypocreales, Nectriaceae. The record is from RefSeq and is a predicted model, not a curated record. Bases 1 to 2190 code for a protein of 729 amino acids. Gene Ontology annotation, molecular function: four-way junction helicase activity; ATP binding; 3'-5' DNA helicase activity. The transcript has 9 exons. Gene Ontology annotation, biological process: double-strand break repair via homologous recombination.